AUGAGUAAUUAUUCUUAAGAUUUUGAAUUAGAUGAAGAAGAAAACAAGGAAAUUAAAGAUUUUAAUAAGUAAUCUGAGGCAAAUUAGAACCCUUAAAAUCCAGAACAUCGUCUUAGACUUUCAAUUGAUGUUCAUUCUCUUAAAGAGCAUGAUUUUAGGGGAAACAUUUAUGCUAGAUAUUAAUCUUUAAUAAAUUUAAAUAUUAAGCAAUUCAAAUCCGCUCCACCUAUAUCUAUUACUAAGCCACGAGUUGAAGAGAAGUUCCCAAAUAGCUUCAGAAGUUAUACUUUCGAUUGUACAUAGGCUAAUUUAAAUGAUAGAUUAUAGGGAGAGUUUGAAAUCGAGUUAUGGCACUAAGAUAGGCUUAAAAAGGAUAUUUUGAUUGGAAUAUGCAAAUAUAAUUUUUCAAAUAUAAUGAAAGGACAAGUAAGAAAAACAAGCUAAAGUUAUGCGAAGGUAUCGGAUGCUUAUUUACCUGUAGAUGAGGUUGAUGAUAAUAGAAACCCCAUAAAAAAAGUAGCAGAGUUAAGGGUAAUAUUUUACUUGGAAGAUUUAGGUCCUAAAGAAUAGAUAAUAAGAAAAGAAAAAUAGUUAGGAAUUAAGUCAAAUGAUGAAAUUCAAGACUUAUUAGAAGGAAAUAAUAAUAUAAAUUAAUAAGGAGAUUAAGAUGUAGAUUAUCCAGCAGUAGUACUUCCAGAAAAGAAUGACUUAUUUGGAGAUUUAGAAUAUAAAAUCAUAUGGGAAUUAGAAACAUGGAAGAAAGCAGAAGAAGCUAAAUUUAAAAUUACAUUAAAACAAAAAGAAAUGGAGUUCCUUUAAAAAUUGAGUGAGGAAUGGAGAACAAAAGAAAUUGAAAAAGAGAGAGUAUUUAAAAAGAUAGAAGCAAGUAUGAAUUUGCUAAAUAAAAAAAGCAAAGAAAAAGCAAUGGAGUUACAAAAAAGAGAAUAAAAAAUCGUUUUACUUGAAGAAGAGCUUAAAACAAGAAUUACUGAAACAUCUCGUUAAAUCUCUCUAAAAGAUGAAGAAAUAGCUGUUUUAAAAAGAAAAAUUAAAGAUUAGUAGGGAAAUUCAGAAAAAGACAAGACAGCUUUGAAACUAGAGUUCGAAUAGCUGAAAGAAGAAUAUGCAAACAUGAAAAAAGAAUAUGAAAAAUACAAAAAAGAGUAAGAAAACUCACCUAUAAGUUUAGUUAAAAAUGAGCUUAAAGAUAAAAUGCUUGAAAUAAAAGAACUUAAAAAAGAGCUAUAAAAGGCAAACGAAAUCAAAGAAUAGCAUAAAGUAUACUACGAAAAGUUAAGAGCUGAGCUGCUUAAACAAAAGAAGCAAUAUGAAAUGCUUAAAGAAGAAAAUAAUUUUAAAAAUAAUGGAGAAAUUGAACAACUCCGUAAUGAAAUUUAACUGCUUAAGUAAUAAAAAGAGAAUGUAGAGCCUAACAUGAAUAUUAAUGCCACUGCAUAUAGAAGAAAUCAAUAAGAAAUUCCAAAAGCCUUAGUUGUUGAUCCUACUUAUUCAAACGUAAUAGACUAAAAUGCCAACUAUGAAGAAUAUGAUUGGAACUAGGAUAAUAUGGGAGAAUUAGAAAGACUUAUUUAUGAAAGAGACUACUAUUUACGAACAGCAGGAUAUUAAGAAAAUGAUCCUCUUAUCAUAUAAUUAAACAACCAAAUAAGAGCAAAAUAAGUUUGA
Tetrahymena thermophila SB210 is the source of this 1686-nucleotide messenger RNA. RefSeq names its product centrosomal protein, putative. The transcript has 3 exons. Gene Ontology annotation, cellular component: centrosome; centriole. NCBI's taxonomy places the organism in Eukaryota, Ciliophora, Oligohymenophorea, Hymenostomatida, Tetrahymenidae. The record is from RefSeq and is a predicted model, not a curated record. Gene Ontology annotation, biological process: interkinetic nuclear migration; positive regulation of centriole elongation; centrosome cycle.